Molecule: messenger RNA, 345 nt
Organism: Hydatigera taeniaeformis
Lineage: Eukaryota; Metazoa; Platyhelminthes; Cestoda; Cyclophyllidea; Taeniidae
Source: the annotation of a GenBank genome assembly
AUGGCCGCAGCCGAGCGACAGUCACAGCCUCCAGCCUGGAAGGCAGAGGCUCUUCGACGGAAGUUAGAAAACGAGCGUUCGAAAGAUGUUGAACGCCGGUGGGAGCAUUUAAUUAAUACCGAUGGUGCUGAUGCGCCAGAAUGGAUGCGUGAGACGGCCUUGAAAAAGAAGGCCGCCCGUGCCAAUCUGACUGCCAAUGGAAUACCGCCUUGGAUGCAAGAGAUGCAGCGUCGAAAUGACAACCUGACCAAGAAGAUGAAAGAGGCUCAAAAAGUGGAAGAAAUCGAUCCGGCUGAAAGGGCUCCAACGUCUACCGCCAACUUGGACGCCACUAACCCGAAGUGA